Momordica charantia (bitter melon) is the source of this 1253-nucleotide messenger RNA. Its product is annotated as wall-associated receptor kinase galacturonan-binding protein. The record is from RefSeq and is a predicted model, not a curated record. Gene Ontology annotation, molecular function: polysaccharide binding. NCBI's taxonomy places the organism in Eukaryota, Viridiplantae, Streptophyta, Magnoliopsida, Cucurbitales, Cucurbitaceae.
CAUACGAUUUCCCCCCAAAAAACACAAUGCCAUCUCCCCACCACCCCUCUUUAGUACUCCUCCUCAUCACUCUGUUUCUCUGCUCAACGCAAUCCCAAUCCACCAAAUGCCGAACUUCCUGCGGCACCACCCAAAUCAACUACCCCUUCGGAAUCGACGACGGCUGCGGCAGCCCAUACUACCGCCACAUCCUCCACUGCACCGCUUCCGGCCAACUCCAAUUGAGAACGCCCUCAGGAACAUACCCAAUCGAGACCAUAAGCUACACAGAGCGCCACAUCAAAAUCACUGACCCCUCAAUGUGGAACUGCGACGACGCCCAAAACUUCCGCCCCACCAGACCCUUCAGCCUCGACACCAGCACCCACCUCACGCUCUCAUCCCAAAACGACUACCUCUUCUUCAAUUGCAGCGACGAAGCCGUGAUCGUGGCCCCCAAGCCGAUGUUCUGCGAGCGCUUCCCGGAGCGGUGCGAUUCGUCGUGCGACAGCGCCAGCUACUUGUGCAGGCACCUGCCCAAGUGCGGGGCGGCGCUCGGGGGGAGCUCCUGCUGCUCCUACUACCCCAAGGCGACCGAGUCUCUGCGGCUGAUGCUUAGGUACUGCUCCAGCUACACCAGCGUGUACUGGAGGAGCGUCGGGGCGCCGGAUGAGCCGUACGAUCAGGUGCCGGAAUAUGGGAUUCGGGUUGAUUUCGAUAUUCCGGUUUCUAGCAGCUGUUUGCAUUGCCAGGAUAUGGCGAGAGGAGGCGGAACUUGCGGCUUCGAUACGCAGACUCGGGGUUUCUUGUGCCUCUGUGGGGAACGCAAUGUCACUACUUUUUGUGGAGAUCAUGACACGUCUCAACAGAAGACGAGGGAAGCAGUAACAUAUGGGACGGCGGCAGCGGUGUCGGCCGCCGGGAUGUUCGUAAUGGCAGGCGUUAUUUGGUUUUUGAGAAGAGUAAGAGCCAAAGCUCCGGUAACCUGCGGGGUUCAGAGCAAUGACAAUAGGCUUUUUUAAUCAUCUUUCUGUUUUAUUUUUUCACAUACAUAUUUGUUGUUUAAAUAUUUACCCAACACAAAACUAUAGAUUAUACAAUUUUGUAGAAAUUAAUCAUACAUAACUGGUAUAGCUUCAUAUAUAUUUAUAUCUCAUCAACCAAAAAGAUUAAUCUUCUUGGGAGUGCCCAAACAUACUCACAUGCUUCAAAAGAAGCUAGGGUAUAGCACUUUAAUAUACAGCAAAGAAAAAAAAACAGAGAUUAAUUAGGCA